Molecule: messenger RNA, 474 nt
Organism: Lachnellula hyalina
Lineage: Eukaryota; Fungi; Ascomycota; Leotiomycetes; Helotiales; Lachnaceae
Gene: ERV14
Product: ER-derived vesicles protein
Exons: 3
Coding region: 1-474 (157 amino acids)
Biological process (GO): endoplasmic reticulum to Golgi vesicle-mediated transport
Cellular component (GO): COPII-coated ER to Golgi transport vesicle; endoplasmic reticulum membrane
Source: RefSeq, a predicted model, not a curated record
AUGAUGUCCGGCGAGGCGUGGCUGUACCUCCUAGCGGUAUUGAUCAAUGCCGUGAAUCUGUUCCUGCAGGUUUUCUUUACGAUUAUGUAUUCUGAUCUUGAAUGUGAUUACAUCAACCCUAUCGACCUUUGCAACCGCCUCAACACCUAUAUCAUCCCCGAAGCCGCCGUACAUGGCUUCCUAACGUUCCUCUUCCUUAUUAAUGGAUAUUGGAUUGCGUUGUUGUUGAAUCUGCCGUUGCUUGCAUUCAAUGUUAAGAAGAUUGUGGAUAAUGCGCAUCUCCUAGAUGCUACCGAGAUCUUUAGAAAGCUGAAUGUGCAUAAGAAGGCAUGUGUCAUGGAGGGUGGGAUGAAAGAUAAGACUAACAGAGAAAUAGGAAUCGUUCAUCAAGCUUGGUUUUCAUCUGGUUAUGUUCUUCUUCUACCUCUACUCGAUGAUUGUGGCCUUAAUCCGCGACGAAUCGAAUUGACUUAA